AUGUCCACAACUCAGACCAUCGUCCCGUUGGUAAACCUCUCCUCCGAUCAGCAUUCACGGAUUCGCCUUGAUGCAAAUGGAAAUGACUCAACCGGUCUUGAAUCUCUUUCCGAUCCGCAACCUCCACCCUCUGCCGCAGAAGCAAUCCCCAAUGGAGGCUAUGGCUGGACUGUGGUCGCCUCAUGUUCUUUUCUUCUCUUCUGGAUUAACGGCUACACGACGGCCUGGGGCGUCCUGCAAACAGCCAUCCUGAAAUCGCCCAAUUUGAACACGAACGUGCGUACCAUCACCUUCGUUGGCAGCCUGUAUAUGGCUUGCAUGGUCGCUUUUGGCAUUGCUUCGAUAAGAGUUAUGAGGUCCUUCGGCGUGCGGUACACUGCUCUUGCUGCCACGACAGUGUUUGGAGUGGGGUUGAUUGCUACGAGUUUCACGUUGGACCAUCUUGGUGGGCUGUUCUGCAUCGCAGGGCUGCUAGUGGGAGUUGGUACAUCGCUGCUGUAUACUGCGACAAACAGUUUGCCACUGCAGUGGUUCAGCUCGAAACUUGGUAUUGCGAAUGGCGUUGUCAAGGCUGGUGGUGGCGUAGGUGCCACGAUACUGCCGCUCGCAGCGCAGGCACUUAUCGAUAAAUUCGGAUUGGAGUGGACGUUCCGUGUCCUAGGCAUCCUUAUCAUGGCCACUGGAAUACCAUGCACUUUAUUGUUGAAGGAACGUGCGACUACUGGAACGCUCUCCCGGUUCGAUUGGUCGCUUUUGAAGAACGUUCCGUUCCUUACGCUGACCAUGGCUGGUGCCGUUGGCGUCUUUGCUCUCUUCGUACCGCCCUUCUUCUUGCCACUGUUUGCGAGUUCGAUCGGUCUGCCAGCGUCGACUGGUGCGGGUUUAGUCGGCGGAUUCGGUGCUGCGACAGCAGUAGGUCGUAUCCUGGGCGGAUUGACUUGCGAUAAGAUCGGCAGUUUCAACACCUUGAUGAUCACCUGCUUGGUCAAUUCGGUCAGCAUGCUAGCCAUCUGGCCAGUAAGCACAUCAUUGCCACCUCUCUUCAUCUUCGCUCUUGUCAACGGAUGCGCCAAUGGAAGCUUCUUUGUCAGUCUGCCUACUGCCGUUGCUGUGGUAGCUCCCCACUCUGCUGCUGCGUCGAUUGCUUUGAUGGUGUUCUUUUGGACUCCAGGCUAUUUGUUAGGAGCUCCUCUUGCCGGGCUAUUGAUUGAAGCGACAGGUGCGGCAGAUGCUUCAUCGAUCGAGCCGUAUCGGGCUGCUAUCUUCUACGCCGCUGGGACAGGUGUCUUGACGACACUUCUUAUCGUCAUCGCACGACUACGGUUGGACACAAAGGUGUUGAAGAGGCUGUGA
This is a messenger RNA of Alternaria burnsii, 1353 nucleotides long. Its product is annotated as mfs general substrate transporter. Gene Ontology annotation, molecular function: transmembrane transporter activity. The record is from RefSeq and is a predicted model, not a curated record. Bases 1 to 1353 code for a protein of 450 amino acids. Gene Ontology annotation, biological process: transmembrane transport. NCBI's taxonomy places the organism in Eukaryota, Fungi, Ascomycota, Dothideomycetes, Pleosporales, Pleosporaceae. Gene Ontology annotation, cellular component: fungal-type vacuole membrane. The transcript has a single exon.